This is a messenger RNA of Protopolystoma xenopodis, 491 nucleotides long. NCBI's taxonomy places the organism in Eukaryota, Metazoa, Platyhelminthes, Monogenea, Polystomatidea, Polystomatidae. The record is from the annotation of a GenBank genome assembly.
GUGUUUUUAUAUUUGUUUGGGUUUUAAUUUCUAUAUUUUUAAACAUAACAUUUAGGGAAAGUGGAUUGAAAAAGGCCUUUAGUCGUGGAACUGGUAUUUUUAUUGUUAUAUUAGUUGGUUUAAAUUUGGCUGUUUUACGGGAUAUGGUAAAAGGUGCUGAUGUUGAGUAUAAUAAAACAAACAUUGUAAAUAUAACAGAUAAAACUGAUUUUGGGGUUAGUUUUGAUUCAUAUAUCAUGGGAUUGGUGAAAACGGUUGAUCGUGAGUUAGAAUUUUUUAUAGAUGUAGUACCAGGCCGUAUAAAAAUGGUUUGCCUAAAUUGUGAUAGUGUGGGUGUUUUUUUUGGUUAUUGUAGUGAAUUUUGUGGGUCAGGUCACUCCUAUAAGCGGAUUAUAGAUGUAGUACCAGGCCGUAUAAAAAUGGUUUGCUUAAAUUGUGAUAGUGUGGUGAAUUUUGUGGGUCAGGUCACUCCUAUAAGCGGAUUGUUUUAA